AUGAAGAUUAGAGGACGGAGAAGAUCAUACGGUCCAGGCGUCAUCAAGGCGCUUGUCUCGCCUCAAUGCAGAAUAGAAUAUACGACACGAGCAAUAGUACGAGAAGCCAUCAUUGCUACUUUGAUUAUUGCUGCAUUGUCAAGCUGGUUUCUAAGUUAUGCCUUUCAGAGAUAUCCACUUUAUCAUGGAGAAAUCAUUUGUUGGAAAUUCGUGGUGAUUCAUUUCUUCAACAACUUGUUCAAUAUUGUUAGAGAUCCAGGUAAGAAAAGUCAACGGAUAAGAAUUCAUCAACACAUAGCGCGAGGUUGUGAACAGGCUGGAAAAAAAUCACAGAUACCUGAAAGCGAUGAGUGCUCUUGUAUAUAUAUUAAUUAUAGUGCGCAUGAUUUUCAUGAAUCAUGUGCGAGAAUAGAUGCUACUUUACAUAGCAAUGUAAGUGUUCGAGAUCAUGGCGAUAUCACUGUUGUUAUUGAUUAUCAUGAUCCUUUCCCCCUUCUACUGGCAGUUAGAUCAAGCAAGACCUCGAAUGGAUGA
This is a messenger RNA of Brugia malayi, 534 nucleotides long. RefSeq lists its product as uncharacterized. The transcript is spliced from 3 exons. The coding region runs from base 1 to 534 and encodes 177 amino acids. Lineage: Eukaryota; Metazoa; Nematoda; Chromadorea; Rhabditida; Onchocercidae. The record is from RefSeq and is a predicted model, not a curated record.